AUGGACGGCCUGGAUAGUUUGUUUAGCUGUCGUGUCAAUGUUGGUAUAGAGACAAGUCUUGAAAUGAUUGAAGCUGCUAAAAUGAUUUAUCUUAUUAAUACACUAGAUUUAAGAAAAAAUCUGUUUCUAACCAUGUUAGAAGAGGAAGUGUACGGUGAUGGUUCGCCUAUCUGGGAUACCGAGUUUUCUCAGGCCAAUGUUAUAACACAGGUGCUAUUUCAGAUGCCAGUUCAGUCGCCAGCUCUGAGAAAUCAGAUGACAAAAAUUGUACACCUGUCGCUUUACGUAGAUCGUCGAGAAAUGAAUCAUUGGCAGGUUAUACAGAAGAGAAAGUUGGAGGAAGUUUUAGUGCCGGAAGAAGUUAAAAAGCCAAAGAUUGAUGGAGAUGUUCCCAUGGAUCUUAUACAAGAGAUUGUAGCCACGAUCAAUGAUCCAGAGGAGAUGGUCGGCCCAGAUUCCUCGCUCUUCCCUAGUCAUGCACCAAGAGACGAGAGUGCGAGAAAUGAAGAGAAAAAAGGUGUUAUAGAAUUCCAUGUCAUUGGAAACUCUCUGAGUAGGAAACCUAGUCGACAGCUUCUAAUAUGGCUUAUAGGGAUGCAGAAUGUCUUCUCACAUCAGCUUCCUAGGAUGCCGAAAGAAUACAUUACAAGACAAGUAUUUGACCCGAAACACAAGUGUCUGGCAUUGGUAAAGGAUAAUAACGUUAUUGGUGGUAUAUGCUUUAGAAUGUUCCCAUCACAAGGGUUUACAGAGAUUGUUUUCUGUGCUGUUACAUCUAAUGAACAAGUUAAGGGUUAUGGAACUCAUCUGAUGAACCAUCUAAAGGAUUAUCACAUUAAACACAAUAUUGUACAUUUCCUCACAUUUGCUGACGAGUUUGCCAUCGGGUAUUUCAAAAAACAGGGUUUCUCCAAGGACAUAAAGCUACCAAAGUCAGCUUACUUGGGAUAUAUCAAGGAUUAUGAAGGGGCAACACUUAUGGGAUGUGAACUUAACCCUAGAAUCUGCUAUACUGAGUUCUCUAAGACAAUACGCAAACAAAAAGAGAUUGUAAAGAAAAUAAUAGAACAAAAGCAAGAAAAGUUCACGAAGGUGUAUCCAGGUUUGACUUGUUUUAAAGACGGAGUACGACAUAUCCCUAUUGAGAGUAUACCAGGUCUUCAAGACUGUGGCUGGAGACCUGCACCUGAUAAACCGAAGGAACCUGUAAUGGACUCUGAUCAGCUCUACAACAUCUUUAAAACAAUUCUACAGCACUGCAAGACUCAUGCUAGUGCUUGGCCUUUCCUGAAACCAGUGGAGAAAGCUGAAGCCCCUGAUUAUUAUGAUUACAUCAAGUUUCCUAUGGAUCUUAGAACAAUGGGAGAUCGUUUAAAGAACAGAUAUUACGUUCACAAGAAAUUGUUCAUGGCCGACAUGAUGAGAAUCUUCACAAAUUGUCGUUCUUAUAACAAACCUGAUACAGAGUAUUAUAAAUGUGCCAACACCAUGGAGAGAUUCUUCAACAAUAAACUCAAAGAAUUUUCUCUGAUUGACAGAUGAUAGAUCAUUAUGUUUCCUUAAAUAUUUGUUGUUAUCAAAAGCUUUUGGUGUAAGGUAAUUUCAAAGGUCGUCGAGCUUGAAAUUGGACUAGACUUAAAAUGAGUCAUUUUGAGAAUAAUCAAGAGUUCAAAAAGAAAAAGUUCUUAACUCGAUCUAUAAUCUAUGUUAAAUUGAACAUACAGGACAGUAAAUAUUUUGAACCUUUAUCAAAAAAGAUACAUAUAUGAAAAUGUCUCUUGACUUUGAUAUGUGUUAAGUUUGAUGGAGGAUGCAAGUUUAAAAAAGUUUAACUAUAAAGAUAUAAAAGUUUAAUUUGAAAUUACAUCUAGUUAAAUAACACUGACGUUAAUUACUGAUACUUUAGACCUCUGAUUUUAGUCAGAUAUUAAUUAAUGGUCGAUGAUUCAAGCUGAAACUUCAGAAGUGUUGAAGUUGAGAAGAAAAGUGGAAGUGGUUGAAAUUGAAACGGGUGCAAAAAAUAUAUGCACACGUCUCCAGAAAGAGAAAAGGAGGGAGAAAAGUAUGAAGGGUAUUUUUAUGGGUACAUCUAAAUGCUGUAAAAGUGAUUGAAUGGAAGUGUACUGUUUCCUUUGUUAAAGUUUAUUAUUCAUGACUUUUACAAGAUGUUAUGUAUUUUCAAUAUAAUUUGAACUAUGAUAUUAAUGUAAAUAUAUUUAUAUUUUAUCAUUUUAAUUAUAUUUUGAAAAGUCUGUCUCUGAAAGAAAAGCAAAAAUAUAUACAUUUAAUGUAUAGAGGAAUGCAGGAAAUAUUUUUGUUAUAAAUAUUGUACUGAUAUCAAGGUAAAUUGAUUAACAGUGAAUUAAACAAAAUGACAAAAUGCUAGUUUUUGAAUUAACUAUGUACCAGCUUGAUCUGAAAGUGAUAAAUCUAUGCCACCAGGAAUGAGCAAAGCAUGCACAGCAGUCUGACCGGCUUUGUUUAACUGAUAGCUUAAUAGCUUAAUAUCUUUUGUUGUGUAUAUUUUUGUAUAUUUAUAUUGAUUGACGGUUCUAGAUACAAAGCAAGAUAAGUCAUAUAUACAAAUUCAGCAUGAAAUGGGUUAAAGAUAAAAAGGAAACAUUUGUAAGAUGACUGAAUUUAAGAUGAAUGCAAAUUAAAUUUAUAUUUACACAGCAUUUAAAGUUUCUAAACCAAUAAUCAAUUUUAUAAGUGAAUGAUAAAUUUUAAGAAAUGA
Molecule: messenger RNA, 2737 nt
Organism: Ruditapes philippinarum (Manila clam)
Lineage: Eukaryota; Metazoa; Mollusca; Bivalvia; Venerida; Veneridae
Product: histone acetyltransferase KAT2B-like
Exons: 14
Coding region: 1-1542 (513 amino acids)
Biological process (GO): positive regulation of transcription by RNA polymerase II; chromatin remodeling
Cellular component (GO): histone acetyltransferase complex
Molecular function (GO): histone H3 acetyltransferase activity; protein binding
Source: RefSeq, a predicted model, not a curated record